Messenger RNA from Linum trigynum, 895 nucleotides. NCBI's taxonomy places the organism in Eukaryota, Viridiplantae, Streptophyta, Magnoliopsida, Malpighiales, Linaceae. The record is from the annotation of a GenBank genome assembly.
CUAAGUGGGCGUUAAAAUGACUGAAAAAUGACCCAAUUGUACUUCCUUUACUCCUAAUUUAGUUUUAAUUAUUUUUUUUAAUAUUUAUUUAUGUUCCAAACAAUUAAUUAAAUAAAUCGCUAACUUAUUUAGAAAAAAUAAAUUAGAAAAAAUAUGACAAAUAGCCCGUACUUUUACUAUUUGGCGCCCAUAGUUAGAAAAAAUAUGACGAAUUUGCCCUUCGCUAAUUUAAACCCUAAACCUAAUCUAUCCCCAACCCAACUCUCUGCUCCCUCCCAAACAUGGCCGCCGGCCACUUGUGAAGUCUCCGCCGCCGGCCACCAGAGACCACCUCCUCCGCCAGCCACCCCAGGGACCACCUCCUCCGCCGGCCACCUUCUCACUCCCUCCCUCCCAAAACCACAGUCGUUGUUCCCCUCCCCUCCCUCACCUCACGGUCGUAGAAGCUCGGUCCGCCGCCGGAGUUCGGACUGGGUCCGCUGCGGGAGGUCGGACGGGGUCCGUUGCCGGAGGUCGGACGGGGUCCGCUGCGGGAGUUCGGACGAGAUCCGACGCCGACGAGGGUUCGACGCCGACAAUCGGACGGGGUCCGACGCCGACGAUCGGACGGGGUCCGACGCCGACGAUCAGAUGGGGUCCGACGCUGACGAUCAGACGGUUGCCGUCGACGAUUUUUUUUCUUAAGAAACCCAUUUUUAAUUAUUUACAAAUUAAUUAAAUUUUAUAUUAAAUGAUGAUUUGUGAUAAUUGCUAUUUAUGUCGGCAUUGAUUUUGGAAGUUUUUUUUUUUAGGGAUUGAUUUUGGAAGUUCUAAACAUGGUAAUUGUUUUCCAUUUUUUGGGCCGAAACAUUGUAACUAAUAAAAUAAAUUUAUAUAAUGAAGGAAUUAACGGAUU